CAGCUCCCGGCUUUCCUUGGCAGAUUCCGGCUCAAGCCUACCUUGACUACCAAACUCGAGCGUGGGCAAACUGAAAGGCUCGCUGGGCAGCGCCCGUGCACUUGGCUCUGACCCUGCCAGGCGCCAGGAGGGCGUGACGCGCGGCCCGCACGUCUCCUCCCCGUCCUUUGGCCUCCGAGAAGCGCGCAACGACUCCCACGUCCUCGGUUGAAUUCCGGUCGGUAAGGAACACGAGCCGGACCCCGGCGAGGCCAGGGGCUGACGGAGCGAUUGAACUCCUCUCUGGAACUUCUGAAUGUUUUUUACUAGUGGGAACAUUUUCUACACAGCAAAGCCGAUGGCUUAAUUUUGGCCAGUGCUGGUGUGGCUUUGGUUCUGCUAUGCUUCACGAGGCUUGAGUCCGAAGGAUACCGGGCUUUCUGUGAUGACAGUAUGACUCACAGUAAAGGAAGAUCUGUCACUCACAAGACAAGUGGCAGUCCAGAUACUGGAGGAGGCUUUGUAGACUGGACUUUAAAUUUAAACACAAUUCAGUCUGACAAGUUUUUAAACUUGCUUUUAAGCAUGGUGCCAGUCAUUUACCAGAAAAACCAGGAAGACAGGCAUAAAAAGGCAAAUGGCAUUUGGCAGGAAGGAUUGUCAGGUGCAGCGCAGACCUUCAGCAAGAGAUCAGAGCCACACCUGGACUACCAUGAGUUCUCGGAGCAGGCCCUGCACGGCAGCAGCGGGCACGCUCCAGCCAGCUGCAGCCCCAAGUAUGACGACUACGCCGGCUAUAACUACUGUGAUGAAAGGGAGGCUUCAGAAACCACCGCCAUGCUACAGGACGAAGAUCUGUCCAGUGAGGGCGAUGAUGUUAUUGUGGAAACAAACCAGAAGCUUCCGAGGGAGUCCAGUGGCAUCAUGGCUCUGCAGAUUCUCGUGCCAUUCUUGCUGGCUGGCUUUGGAACAGUUUCUGCCGGCAUGGUUUUGGACGUAGUACAGCACUGGGAGGUAUUCAAGAAUGUGACCGAAGUCUUCAUCUUAGUCCCUGCACUUCUUGGUCUCAAAGGGAACUUGGAAAUGACACUGGCUUCUCGAUUAUCCACUGCAGUAAAUGUUGGGAAGAUGGAUUCACCCAUUGAAAAGUGGAAUCUAAUCAUUGGUAACUUGGCAUUAAAGCAGGUCCAGGCCACAGUGGUUGGUUUUUUAGCGGCUGUGGCAGCGAUCAUACUGGGCUGGAUUCCAGAAGGGAAAUAUUACCUCAGCCAUUCCAUCCUUCUGUGCUCUAGCAGUGUGGCAACCGCCUUCAUUGCGUCGCUUCUGCAGGGAAUAAUAAUGGUUGGAGUUAUCGUUGGCUCAAAGAAGACAGGCAUAAACCCUGACAACGUGGCCACACCCAUUGCUGCUAGUUUUGGUGAUCUGAUAACUCUUGCCAUAUUAGCUUGGAUAAGUCAGGGCUUGUACUCCUGUCUUGAGACAUAUUAUUACAUUUCGCCAUUAGUUUGUGCCUUUUUCUUGGCCCUGACACCUAUCUGGAUUAUAAUAGCUGCCAAACACCCAGCUACCAGGACAGUGCUCCACUCAGGCUGGGAGCCCGUCAUAACAGCCAUGGUCAUAAGCAGCAUUGGGGGCCUUAUUCUGGACACAACUGUAUCUGACCCAAACUUGGUUGGGAUUGUUGUUUACACGCCAGUUAUUAACGGUAUCGGUGGCAAUUUGGUGGCCAUUCAGGCUAGCAGGAUUUCUACCUACCUCCAUUUGCAUAGCAUCCCUGGGGAACUGCCCGAAGAGCCCAAAGGUUGUUCCUAUCCAUUCAGGACAUUCUUUGGUUCAGGAGUGAACAACAAGUCUGCCCAAGUUCUCCUGCUCCUAGUGGUUCCGGGCCACUUGAUUUUCCUCUACACAAUUCACCUGAUGAAGAGUGGCCACACCUCUCUGACCGUCAUCUUUGUGGUUGUGUACCUGCUUGCUGCUGUGCUACAGGUGUUCACGUUGCUGUGGAUCGCCGACUGGAUGGUCCAUCGCUUCUGGAGGAAAGGGAAGGACCCGGACAGUUUCUCCAUCCCCUACCUAACGGCACUGGGUGACCUGCUUGGGACAGCUCUGCUGGCCUUAAGUUUCCAUUUUCUCUGGCUUAUUGGAGACCACGAUGGGGACGUUGGGGACUAAUGGGUCCUAGAAGCUGUUGCGGGGUCACCCAAGAGGAGAACACAAGGCAGUCCCCGCUGCCCUCUCCAAAGCUGUUGUGUGGCUUAUGCCAGGGUCGCCUGCGGUUCACCUGACUCCAUAAUGGCCUUAACGUACUUUUUAAGGAAUUUGUGCUGAAACCACAAUGAACGGUAUUUGUGCUGCUUUUUGUAGAAUAAAUAAUUUGACACAGACAUAGAUAUAAGCUCAUACUCUAAAGUUAAUUAGGAAAGAAUAUAGGAUGUGUACAAUGAAUAAUUUUGAAACCACAGAGCUAGCAGAAAUAUACUUUAUUAUUAAGUUAUAGUGCAAGGUGAGAGGCAAGGGAGCCUUAGCCUUCUUUGUCUUACAGCUGUAUCACUGCAGCGGAUGUUGUGAUGGGAAAGGGACCAGCCGAGGUCCCUAAGUGUUAAUUAUACCCUCCUCUGCGGGAGCAAGGCUGCCAAUCACUUAUUCCUAAACUGACCAAUUCCUUCUGCUGAGCACGUGGCAAACUGACUUGUGCUCGUGUGUAGGACGGUCCUGUGCCAAUGUUCAUUUUAUUUCAGUUCUCAACAGGUGAUGCUUUAAGAGAAGGGGCUCGACAUGCCACCCCCCACAGGACUUCAGUUUGCAGGCCUCUUGCUCUGGUUCCCUCCUCCUGACUCUAAAAGCAAUGGGCCGUUUUGUUCAUUUGGAAAAUGUUGAUCUGAUUUAGAAAAUGGUCAUCAGAGCAGAAAAUCAGUUGAGCUGUAUUUGUGGCACAGGAUGGGGUGUGUGUGUGUGUGUGUGUGUGUGUGUGUGUGUGAACAUGUGUGUAUGCGUAUGUUUGAGAGUGUGAGCAUGUAUAAGCAUAUGUGAGUGUAUGUGUGUUCGUGUGUGCAUG
Onychomys torridus (southern grasshopper mouse) is the source of this 3034-nucleotide messenger RNA. RefSeq names its product solute carrier family 41 member 2 (gene Slc41a2). The coding region runs from base 433 to 2151 and encodes 572 amino acids. The record is from RefSeq and is a predicted model, not a curated record. The transcript is spliced from 11 exons. Lineage: Eukaryota; Metazoa; Chordata; Mammalia; Rodentia; Cricetidae. Gene Ontology annotation, molecular function: monoatomic cation transmembrane transporter activity. Gene Ontology annotation, biological process: monoatomic cation transport. Gene Ontology annotation, cellular component: plasma membrane.